AUGCAAGUGAUGCUUGCACUGACCUUUAUCGCAGCAGUGGCUGAUGCCGGUAUUAUGGGGCAAUGUCAAUGUGAUGCGUAUAUGAAGUGCGUGGAAACUCAUAAACCCGAGAUGAACUUCAAGGAAUGCAUGAGAACGUGCAAGGGGGUGGUCGGUAACAAGGUGCCCACUGCGUACCCAGUUUGUCUGCAUCAAUUCGAGCAUGUACUUUCAAAUACGAUGAAGUGUGUUCACAAUGGUGUCGGAACCGGGUGUACCAGCAAUGAGAGCAAUGUGCUAAGGAGAAGGAAUUUUACUGUAUUCGAGGAAAUCUUUCAAAAAGAUUUCAAGGAAAUCGUUGAGAAAGUCGGUAAGUCAUUCCUCCCAUUCACCUGGAAAACAUAA
Molecule: messenger RNA, 384 nt
Organism: Haemonchus placei
Lineage: Eukaryota; Metazoa; Nematoda; Chromadorea; Rhabditida; Trichostrongylidae
Source: the annotation of a GenBank genome assembly